GGGGCUUCAGGAACAGGUUGGAAGGUCCUUAAAGGCUUCCCGAGGUCCUUGCUCCUCAGUCCUCCCUGGAUUCUGUAAGUAUGGUGGUGAGGAAGCCCUUGCGGAAACUUCUAGAGAGCAGGAUUGCUUCUUACAACUCUCCCGUGUGUGCAGACGGUCCGUGUUUUAGGUCAUCUUCUGAAAUGUAAAACAGUGAUACGGGUGUUUUGUGCUUCGUUCACAUUUGCUUUUUUAUUCCUUCUGUGUAUGAUUAUCUGGGCAUGAGAAAACAUUUAAACUUUUGUGUCUGGCAAACUUUUUUAUAUCUUUUAAAAAUUUUGUGAAAAUCCCACCUUUCUCAUUCCAUAGUAUGUUCUUUUUUUUAACAGAACACUUUGUUUAUGGGGCUCCAUUGUUUUGCCUUAUGGCAACUGUUAUUUCCACUUGUUUUCUUUACUUUGUCUUCAUAUUUAAAAAAACUAGCUUGCUUUCACUUAGGGCUGUAGGAGAUCUCUCUUUUUUUUUUUUUUUACAAAGUGAAAAUUGCUUUAUUUCCCCCAGAUUGUAUUUAUGCUUAUGUCAACUUUUAGAUAAUACAAAAAGUUACAAAAAAACAAAAACAAAAAUUACCUAUACUUGACCCACCUAAAGAUAACUUGAUAUUGAGUACCUCUCGUGGUGCUGUGAGCUCUGCUGGACACUGGGGGACUCUGGUGAACAAGAGAGAGUAUCUGCCUGCAUAGAUCUUACAGUCUGGUGGGGGAGAUGAGCCCCCAAAAAGGAAAUUGAUAAAAUAAUUGCAUGUUGUAAUGAGUGCUUUAAAGAAAACACUAGUGCUUUAAAGAAAACAAGGUUUCUCUGAGGGAAAAACUUGUAGAUUUCACUAAAGGAAGAACAGGAACUAAGCCAUGGACGGAACAGGAGAAAGAACGUUUUAGUCAGAAAUAACGGCAUAUGCAAAGGUUUGAAAAGAGGAAAGAGCCUGAAUCAGAAAGAUCAGUAUAGCUGGAACUCAGUGGUAAGUCAGGGGAAGGUGGGUCAAGGUGAGUAGAAAAAUGAUCUGGAAAAUGAAUUGAUUCAUUACAUAAGUGUUUAUUGAAACCUUAUUGUGUACCAGGCACUGAUCUAGGCACUGGGGAUACAGCUUGGAAAAGGACAGAUUCCCUGUACUCAUGAAAUGAAUAAACUAGUGCUGAGAGGAUAACCAAAUAAACAAGAAAGAUAGUGGAUGUUGUUAAGUGUUAUGCAGAAGAUGACCGUUGUUUAAACUGUGGUGUGUGUUCUUAAAGAUGUAUGGGUACAUAUGCUUCUCUUUUGUAAUUUGCUUUUCUUUCCCCUAAACAGUUUAUGGUAGGACAUUUUUCUGUGUUAUUAAAUGAAUCUUUUAUUUGGGAGCAUCUUAGCUUGUUUUUUUAGAUUAAGUGUGACAGAUAAUCCAUAAAUUAAAAAAACCCUCUUCAACAAAAAUUUGCACAUUAUAAGGCAUCGUAAUAUAAACAGGUAGAAGGUAACUUCGUUUUGACGGUCUGCCAUUUGGUUUCUCUUCUGCGUCACCCCACCACCCAGCAGCCUCUCUGUGGUUGUCUUACUUCCACCUAUCGAUGUUGUUAGUUAAAUGUUUGGAUUUCCUAUUUAUUGAACCAAUUUUUAACAAUCCUAUAAUGAAUCUGGAUUGAUACCUGUUAUCAUUUUCACAUCCUGAUGGAUUCUUUUUGCCAGUGCAUAUGUUUUAAGAUUUUAGUUAUCUGUAUUCAUAAGAGAGGUAAAUCUUUAAUUUCUUUUUUUAUGCUUUAUUUGUCAGACUUUGAUACUAGCAUUUGACUGCUUUCAAGAUGGGAAACUUGAUUCCUUUUAUUGAGUUUUGGGACAGAUUAAAUAGUCUAAAUAUUAUGUACUCUUUUAUUUAGUUACCAGUUACAUAUUUACUGUAUGCCAGGCAUUGGGUUGGAUGCUGAGUAAGCAAAACAGAAAUGGUUUCUGCCCUCAUAGGGCUUGAUUCAUUGGGGAAAUAGACAUUACUGAAGUAACUAUAAAUAUGUAAUUGUGAAUCAUAACAAGUACUCUGAAAGGAAGGAAGAGAGUGCCGUGCGAGAAAUAUCAUUGAAGAUCUACUUGAGAUUGUACUUUUUGUGAUAUGAAGACCUGCUUUUUGAGUAUAUAUGCACUAAAAGGUAAUUCUUUUUAAGUGAAAUAUUUAUUGGCUGUUUGAUAUAUACUUAGGUCUGCGGCCAAUACAUUAAGUAAGUGAAGUCUUCCUAAUGAUAAAAGUUAAAGUAACAACCACUGGCAAUAGUAACUACCAGAGUUAGAGGAUAUAGUCCACAUGUUUUAAUUGAAGAAAUUAAGACAUAUUAAGUAGACACUUGUAGUGUAACAUGUCCAAUUGUAUACACCCUCUGGAAAUCCCACUGAGGUUACAGUAAAACAAUAAAAUUGUAAAUCCACAAAAAGAGAAUGGGAAAGUAGAUGCCAGGUGCAGUCAGCUUUGGGAAACUAGAAAGAAGAUGGUCAGGUGAUAAGUGACUUUGUGGAUUAGAGGAUGCUGAAGGCUGAAGACCCGGAAGCAUCAAGGGGCAGGCGUAGUCCCACCAGGCAGUCUGGCAGCAGCUCAGGAUUUAGAAGUACCGGGUACUUGUCAAGGUGGGAAUAAAGGGUGGAGUGGAAAUAGAAGGUCUGAGUGAUGAUUUUUGUAGUUUUCACGCUCUGGAUUCCCUUCCCUGCUGUCUGCACCCAGACAACUGUCUGCCUCCCCUCUACCCAGACAGAGGACUGAAGGUUGACACUCAGGAGACGUUCACUGGGCAUGCCAGACAGCAGAGGUAGGGGCAGAGCACCUCAAUGAAAAUGAAGAUUAAGUGAAAGCGUACUGAAGCGUGAAACCAGAACUGUCUUCCUGUGUGAUUCUCAGAACUAAUAGUCAAGCUUAUGCUCCCUCUAAACAAGAUAUUAAAGGAAUCUUUUCUGGGGAAACUUACCAAACCAUGGCAAAAUAUUUAACAGACACGGACUUUGGGAGUUUGCCCGAUUCAACAGCUGCAUCACCAUCAGAUCAUGUGAAAGAGUAAGGGCUGCUGGUCAAGAAGCACUGUUGAUGCACCAGACUUUCAGGCAGCUUUAAGUGCCUCACGUGUAAACAUAAAUGGACAGCAGAGGAUCCCCAGCCACUGGGUGCAAGUGUCUAACAUGAAAGAAAUCAAACAGGGAUAAACACGUAGGAUAUAAAAGGAGCUUGGUAGAAAUAAAUUUACUGCAGUUAACAGAAGAAACUUCAACCAAAUAAAACUAUAGCAUCUUUAGAAAUGAUACGACAUCCAUGAAAGAAGAGGAGGUUCUAUUUUUUUUAAUUAUUUAGAAAACAGAAAAGGGCUCUGUAAGAGCAGAAAAAAAAUAUGUAAGGAUUGGAUAAUAAAGCUCAAGAACUCUCCCCCCAAAAUGAAAUGGCCACAAGCAUUAGAAAAUAAGGGUGCGAAGAUAAGAAAGAUAGAGCACCAGUCAAGGAGGUCUUUUGUCUUACACAGUGGGAGGAAACCACCAUCUAGUCCCAGAACUGGAAGAUGUGAGUUUGUGGGUUGAAUGGGUCUUCUGUCUGAUGCCCUGAAGAACAAAACAGAAUGAAACCAAAUCAUCAGACUGAACGUAUAGUUCCAAAAGGAACAAGGCCAGAUUAGUUUUUAAUCAUUCUACUUCCAUAAAGAAUGGGAGGCAGGGGGCAGUUCUCAGACUACAUUUUGAACAAGUGAAGGAGAAAAAGAAACCCGGUAAACUUGAAUAUAUACAUAAGUACUGUUCGGAAGCCCCAGCAGUUCUAUGAGAAAAGGCAGAGUUGUGCAGAGGGGGCAUAGCUCAGAAAUUUCCAGCAGCCAUCCAGUCCUGGCAGCAGUCCCAUCCUAAAAGAAUCGUUGCCUACCAGGCUGAGACUGAACAGCCGUAUAGGGUCCAUUAAGGAAUGCAGAGAGGAAUUGGAAAGUACCUGAGUGGCCCAGAGAUCUUAAAAUGAGCUAGCAAAAUACUCCCUAGAAGUGAGUAUAUAACCUUGGAAAGCAAGGGAUGUGUCUUCUUAGUGAUCUUGAAGAGGAAAACAGAGCUGGAAGUACACACACCCUCCUGAUCCACAGUACACUUGCAGAUUGACAACAAAGGAACCGUAUUAUUUUUUCAAAAAUCCUUGGAUGCAGGAACGAAGAAGGGGGAACUCCUAAAUUAAGAAAACGGAAAACUGCUCUCACCCCUGCCUACAUCCUGAGCAUUCUGCUGGUUCAGGAUAAUUCAUCUUGUUUAAAUAUGAAAAACAAGAACAUGCACAACAUCCUUACAGUGAUACUGUGGUAGAUUGCGUUUCUUUCUUAUUUUUUUAAUGUAGUAUUUUAUUACAUUGGUUUUUAAUUAAUGAGUUUUUAGUAUAUUCACAAGGAUGUACAACCAUCAUCACUAUCAAUUGUAUUAUGAAGCCCAGGGCUCUCCUCCUCUUUGCGUUCCUGCCCUGACUCUGCAUUUCUUCCCACUAAAGGGACAGGAUAUCUCUUCCUCCCCGCUGACUUUGAGUUUGGCUGUAUGACUUGGUGUGGGCAAUAAUAUCAGGUAGAAAUGACAGUAUGUUAGUUUCAGGCCUGAUAAACCUUAAGAGGACUUGGUGUUCUACAUUUGUUCUCUGCACCUCUGCCAUUUCCAUGAGAAAAACAUGCCUCUGCUAGUUCACUGGCUGAAGGAAGAUGAGAGAGAUAUGGAUCGGAGCUAUGCCAGCUGGACUAAGCCUAAUUCAGCCCACAUUGUAGAAAUGUGAGCAGUAGUAAAUGAUUGUGGUUGUAAGCUACUGAAUUUUGAGAUGGCUUGUUACUAAGCAGUAGUUAACUGAUAUAAAUAUGUGAGAAAAGGCUCAGGUGGGGGGAUAUGUACCACAUAUGUUCCUGCUCUGUGGUUCUUUGUUCUUCUAUUCAAUUAGCUUCUAAUCUUUAUUGCUCACUUCCUUUGCUUAUUUUCUUUGAAUUUACCACUUCUCUGUUUUCUAAGUUCUUGAAUUGACUCUUCAGUUCACUGAUUUUCAAAUGUUUUGCUUUAACAUGUACGUUUAAAAUUAAUGGUUUUCUUGUAGUUUUUUCUUGUAGAUAUUUUGCAUGUGCGUAAGUUCAGAUAGGUGUUUUCAUUGUCAUUCAGUUCAAACAUUUUAAAUUUCAUUAUAAUUUAACUUAUGUCAUUUAUAAGUAGUUCUUGGUUGUUUUUGUUUUUUUUUUUAAGCAUGGGGCUCUUGAGAUUAAUUUUUUUAUGGUCACAUAAAAUCCAGUAAUUUUACUGGAUUUGGGUCAGAUGUUAUAUGCUAUCUCAUAUCCAUAUUUGGUGCUAAACACAUUUUAAGUAUAUAGUUCAGUGAAUUUUGGUAAAUGUGUGAACCCUGUGAGCAACACACCCAUAAAAAUAUAGGAUAUUUGUAUCACCCCAGAAAGUUCCUUCAUGCCUGCUUCACUUGCAAUCAGUUUUUCUAUUCCUGCCCUCCACCCGCAACAACCACUGAUACGAUUAUCACUACAGAUUAGUUUUACCAAUUCUAGAACUUCAUGUAUGUAUGGAUCCUACAGUGUGUACUUUUUAUGUCUGAUUUCUUUUGUCCAGUUUAAUGUUUUUGAGAUUCAUGCAUGUGUCAGCAGGUUUUUUUUUAAAUCCCUGAGUAGAAUAGUAUAUUGUAUGAAAAGACCAUAGUUUAUCCAAACACCUAUCAUGAACAUUUAGAUUGUUUCCAGUUUUAGCUUAUGUGCCCCGAAAGUUCGUGUACACAUUUUUUUUUUAUGGACAUAAUGUUUCAUUUUUCUUGGGUAAAUAUGUAGGAAUAAAAUUGCUGGGCCAUAAAGUAAGUACAUAUUUAACUUUGUAAGAAACUGGCAAAACAUUUUUCCAAUUGGCAAUAUAGGUUUCUAUGCCUACCAGGAAUGUAUGAGAGUUCCAGAGGUUCCUCAUCCUUGCCAACACUUAGUAUUCUCGGUCUUUCUAAUUUUAGUCAUUCUGGUGAGCAAGUGGCACCUCCCUGAUAACUAAUAAUGUUGACCAUUUUCCCACGUACGUACUUGCUGUUAGUAUGUUGUUUGUGAAGUGUGUUUAAGAGUCCUUUGUAUACUCUGGGGCCGCCUAGGUGGCUCAGUCAGUUAGGCAUCCGACUUUGGCUCAGAUCAUGAUCUCACGGUUCAUGAGUUCAAGCCCCACAUUGGGCUCUGUGCUCAGAGCCUGGAGUCUGCUUCGGAAUCUGUGUUUCCCCCUCUCUCUGUCCUUCUCUCCCUCAUGCUCUGUCUCUCUCUCUCUCAAAAAUAAAUAAAUAUUAAAAAAAAAAAAGACUUCUUUGUAUAUUCUGGAUACACGUCCUUCAUAAAUACUUUAAUUUCUUAAUGAUGUCUUUUGAAGCUCAGAAGGUUUUAUAAUUUUCAUGAAGUCCGGUGUAUCAGUUUUUCUUUUAUGAGAACUGAUUUUUAUGCCCUAAGCCAUCUUAACCUGCCCCCUGGUCAGAAUUUUCUCUUUUGAUCUUUUUCUAGGAACUUCAUAGCAGUAGCGGUUACGUUUAUGUCUGUCAUUCAUUUCCGUUUGAAUUUUAUGGUUUGAGGUAGGGGUUGAGGUUCAUGUUUGUUUGUUUUUUCUGAUUUGGUGGUUAUAGCAUCAUCUUUUUUCAAGUUGUUCUUUUCCUCUUGGGUUAUAUUGGCAGCCUUCUGACAGUUUCUGAGCUCUCAUGCUGUCCCACUGAUCUGUAUUAUCGUUAAAACACCACAGUUGUGACUGCGUUAGCUUUGUGGUGAUUCUUGAAAUCAGGUGGUGAAUCCUUCAAAUUUGCCAUUUUUUCUAAAAUUGUUUUGGCUGUUCUGUAUCCUUUGAAUGUAAGUUUUAGAGUCAGGUCAUCGGUUUCUGCCAACUGGGAUCGUGCUGAAUGAACAUUUAUACAUUAGUGCUGUAUCUCAGCAUCCCCCACCAAGGGCGCAAAGCUCUUUGGUUCACUGGAGAGCACAGGUCCUUCACCGGGAAGCACAGGUCCUUCACUGGGGAGCACAGGUCCAGACUGAAGCCGGAGGACACAAUGCUGCACAAACGGCGUCUCCAAACACUUGAUGUAUCUAUCUGUUCGGAGGAGAUUUGGGUUCUCUGGGAGAAUUUUAAGCAGAGACCAUCUUAAAUUCAGAAAAAUGAAACAUCAUGUAAAAAGGGAAAUUGACUACCCAGUGUGGCCCAGCUAUGAUUAAUGCAUACAACUUAUUGAAACAUUGAAUAAUGACGUAGCAAAAUUAGUGAUAUGAGUUUAUACAGCUAUUGUAUUUACAAACAUGGAGUUCUACCAGAAGAUAGAGCUAAAGUUGAAAGUGAUUGCCUAAGAAGAAUGGAAAUCAGGGCUCCCUGGGAGGGUAGGGGCAGUGAUUGAUAAGACUACUGGUAUGCGGCUUUUUAUUUAGUGUAUGUGCCUUGAUGACAUUUAUUUUUAAAAAGAAGGGGAAGAAAGAUUAAGCAGCUUUCUCAGAGUCACAAAGGUAGAAAGACCUAGCUGCAAAAUCUUGUCUUGCCAAGUCCUUCUGAUUACAAAAUGUGUGCCCUUCAUUACUUGUUCCAUGGAAGAGGAGCUUGUUCUGAACAGAACUUUGACAGACAGUUCUGAAAUUAUGACCUAAAUGUUAGAGACCACUCUCGCAGGUAGACAAGACAUACAGUCUCCCGUUUGUUCCCGUGUUCCCGAGCUCCAGCCCAGACCUGUACAUAGAGCAGGACUAUGGUAAAUAUCCGUGGAACGCUUGUGAAGAAUGAUUCUAGCCAGGUGGGAAAUUUUUAAGUCAUCAGAGAAGCUACAUUUGGGGGCUUUCAAUGUGAGGAAAACUUGAAGUGGUGGAGGAGUGUGAAAAUCAGACUUUGUAUAUAACUAAUAAGGGAAAUUACAUUAGGAGUGAUCUGAAUCAAGGGUCUUUUUCCCUUGUGUGUGGGAGGGAGGUAAGACUUACUGAGUAGGUGGGAAUCAAAGGCUUUAAAUACCCUUAUAUUUUAGGUUUCAAGUUAUAUUAGGUUUUGUGAUUUCUUGCUAAUAAAUACUAGGAUAAAUGUCUCCAUGCAUGGUGACAAAUAAAAGAGGAAUUUGAUAAAUUAUCUAGUGCAGUGCACAAUGCCUCAUACAUAACAGGGUUUCAGGAAGGCAGUUGGUAAAGUCACAGUGUUAGAAUGGAAAGGAGCUUUAGAAACAUAAUUUCAGGGAGUCUGGGUGGCUCAGUCAGUUAAGCGUCCAACUUAGGCUCAGGUCCUGAUCUCACAGUUCGUGAGUUCGAGCCCCAUGUCAGGCUCUGUGCUGACAGCUCGGAGCCUGGAGCCUGCUUCCGAUUCUGUGUCUCCCUCUCUCUCUGCCCCUCUUCCACCUGGCACUCUCUCUCUCUCUCUCUCAAAAAUAAAUAAACAUUAAAAAAAACUUUUUUAAAAGAUAAUUCCAAGUAAAUGAGACAUUAAAAUAAAUGAUUUAACCAAGUUCAUAGCGUGUUUUCAGUUGCCAACGAGAGUGGUUUAAACAAUAAAGGAACAUUUAUUAUUUCACAUCUCAAAAGAUUGAGAGGCAGGGCAGCUCCAGGUGAAUUUGUUCAGCAUUUCAAGGACUUCUUCAGUGAUUGAGAUUCUGUUUUGUUUCACUCUUAAUGUGCCGGCUGAUCAAUCUCAUCUUGGUUGCAAGGAAUUCCGGGCAGCAAACACAUCUUAAAACGAGGCCCUAAGGCUAGAAGAUGGAGAUGGGGAGAAUGUGUUUUUUCCUUCAGAAUUCUCUCUACUGAUGUCCAUUCACAUCUCAUUGGCCAGAUACCAUAAUGAGCGUAAAUUCCCUCUCUCUCUAUAUCAUACACACACACUCAUUCUCUCUCUGUCUCUCUCUCCCUCCCUCCCGCUCCCGCCUAAAGCAUGGAAUCACCUAAUACCUAAACAAAAUUGUGGUUUGGGGGAAGGAAAGAAAACAGGGCAUGAUAUUUGGGAAGGCAAGUGUCAACAGUGUUACAAUACUAACGUCUUAAAACAAGUUAGUGGUAGGCCUACCCUCCUGGUCUCCUGAUUCCCAAUUUAGUUCUCCCCUCUUGACAUAAAUAACCUAUUUGCUUAAUGAAUGAAUAUCGUCAGUAUUACAACUUCUUCUGAAAAAUCUUGAUAACAUCCACACAAUUCUGCCUCAGAUCCUUUUUGAAAAAGGGUGUACUAUUGUAAAACUAAAAAUAUACUAAUUUUUUUUAAAGUACAUUGAAUUCUUCAAAUAAACUACCCACAGUUCCUUUUACAUAUGUUUCUCUCUCUCUUUGCUCAUACUGUUUCUGUUGCCAGAAAAUAUAUGGGCUAGCCCUUCUUUUGGCUUUAUUAUUUGAGCACCUACUCAGACUUCAAGUUAUUGAUCCCUCUGAAACGUCUUGAUAUAUCCCAUCUUAAUGGAAUCCCUAUGAUGCAUCCACUACAUUGUGUUCUAGAUUCUCCCACGUAUUUACAGUACUGGUUUCUGUACAGGUUCAUCUUCCUUUUCUAGUCUAAGCUUUCAUUGUAGAGACAGUUUCUCAUAUAUAUGUAAUAGGCACCCUAAUAGUUGUAUCUAAAGAAUGGAUGAAUCAUAUUUAGUGGUGGGGAGAGAUUUUCUUUAACUGUAUUCUAUUUGAUUUUGUUCCUUUCAACCAGUAGAACAUGCAUGCAGUUCUAUAAUCUCUACUCUUCAUUUCAAAAGAUUUUUUUUUAAGUGAGGCCAAUGUGAUUACUAUAAGCAUAACUUAUUUCUGUGAACAGAAUUUUCUUCAGAACUUAAAGAAUAUUAAAAGAAAGGCAUUUCAUCUUAUGUGUGUUACUGCUUAUAGACCAAAUUUCGCCCUUCGCUCUGGAGACCUGUCAAAGAUGGUAAACAUUACAGAAUUGUACCUAACAUAAAUUAGAUGCUCAGUAAACAUUUGUUUAUAUGGUAAAUAUGCUGUGAAUAGAACUAUUCGCUUUAUGAUUUCAUUUUUUCUUUUCUCAUUUUAGCAAUUAUGACACUAACAGAGAACAGGACUAUGUCAAGAAUUCUGGGGGUGUACUUGGUGACAGUGAAUUAAGACCACCCUCCCAGCUACAUUCUGUCUUAGAGGAGACCGAGCCAGGGUUCAUAUCAGAAAAGAUACAAAGCUUUUUACCAAGAAAAAAAAGCAAGUAAUUAUACUCAGGAAGAACUUAAAGAGACUUACGGAUUUCUUCUGUUUGAAACUGAAAGUCAGGCAAAGUUAGUAUGUCAGCGUGGACUCUGUGUGGGCAGCGGUGCUCUUACUACUCUUGGUGACCCAGCCAAAGGGAAAAGUCAAGUUUGUGUCUGAGAAUUAUACAACUAACUAUACUAGCCCAUCUUCUGGCUAUGAUUGCCACGUGGCUGCAAAUACUAACAAGGUUUCUCACAAGACGAGUCAUUUUCGCGCAUUUGAACUGAGUCAGUAUUACCUCUAUGAACUUUCAGGCAGCACUGUUAUUGAGCGGCCCAGGCAGAUCUGUCCUUAUGUUAUUGUAGCUUUUCAGUACAGGGAACCUAAAAAGAUGGCAGCAUCAGCUCAUGAAAGCAUAUUUGAACUCAGUGAAAAUGCUCUUACCCCUUUGUGGCAAGGCAAAUUAAUUAUUCAAGGCUGUCUGCUGUGUGAUGUCAGUCUUUGGUCCUCUUACGGUACAGCUGUUCCAGCCCAACUACCACAUGAACUAGAUUUUAAGUAUGUAAUGACAAUCUCAUCUUUGAAAAAAAGACUACCAGAAGCUGCCUUUCGAAAACAGAAUUACUUGGAGCAAAAAGUCUAUUGCCAAGAUAUGUGCUUCAGGAUGUAUGAGGUGGAACUGUCAAACAAACAAGGGGAAAAAAUAGAUAAGCUAAUAGAAUACAUUAAAAAUAAGCAACUGGCGAUCGUCAAAUGCUUAGAAGAUCGGGGGAUUUUCAUUUUACUUACCUCAUCAGCCUUAAUGUCAGAAACAAAUUUUGCAGAUGAGCGGGCAUGCCUCCACGGGUUACACUUAUUCCAUUCGUCCCCUCCAGCAGGGCUGAAAGAAUUGAAAGUUGAAGAUGACAUCUCAUCAAAGGUAACACCUGUUUUACCUGCCCUUAAUUGUGCCCUUCUGGAAGCAAAAAAAUCGUUUACUGAAGAGGGAAUCUGUCCAAACACGUUAGUAAAGCGUAGUUUCCAAGAACUGUACAAGGUGGACAAAAGCCCCUCAUUGACUGCUGCUUCUCAGGAUGGAAUUAAAGAGACUGCGUUCUUCAGCCAACUGUCCAAUGGCUUUGACUUGGCUCCUCCAGCAGAAAAGUGCCCUUUACAGUCAUUCACUCAGUUGAAGUCUUAUUUUUCAGAUCCUACUGGGUACAUUUUGGAAGUGUCUACCGCAUUAGAUUUAUUAGCAGAGCGUCCUCAGUCCCCUUGUAUCUCAGAUGGGAUUUGCGAUGCUGGAUUUUCUUUAGUUAUGACUCCAGAUCCUGAAUUUUUGGAGUCAGAGGCAGAAGUAAGAAAAGAAACUGAAACUGAAAAGAAUCCCGAAGACAUGUCGAAAGCAAGGCAGGGAGCUGUGAUCUCGCUAAACCCAGCCUUAGGUCGGAGAGUCCAGCCCAAGAGGAAGGCAAGCGUGCCGCCCGCCGUGCAGAGUAAACGGGUGAACUUGUGCCGUCCCUUCCCCAAGAGGGCUGCCAGUGCGGGCAAGGGUUCCGACUGUCCCACGACACUCAAAUUAGUUAAAGGACCGUUUCCUCAGAAAAGAAAAAGAGGUGCUGAAGUGCUGACUGCACAGUUUGUACAGACAACCAAAUUGGAUAGGAAAAACCAAGAAGCUCCCAUUUCUAAAGAUGUUCCAGUGGCAACGAGUGCUAAAAGGGCAAGGAAACAAGAGAACUCUCCAGUCAAAACUGUUCCAAGGGCUAAGCCACCCGUGAAGAAAUCGCCACAAAAACAGAGGGUAAAUAUAGUAAGAGGCAAUCAGAAUCCCAGACUCAAAAAGCAGCCACAACCUGCAAAAGGAGAAACUGGUUCACAGCUUCAAUCAGAAAUCUCAUCAGUUGGUCAAGAGGAUGUUGACAUAAAUGCAGCUCGGGCGGAAAGCAUCUCAGUGGCUCAGAAAGAUCUACCUGAAAACUCCAUUGUCAACUGUGACUCCCAGGCCCUAAAUAUGUUAGCUGACCUAGCGUUAAGUGCUGCUACUUCCGCCACGCCGCCAUCUGAGCCCAGAAACUUUCCCUGCCCCUCUGAACUGCCACAAGAUGAUGUUUUGCUUUCUAAAGAACAUUCUCUGCACGGUACGUCUGACCAUGAAUAUCACAGAGGAGUUAAAAAUCAGAAAGGUGGACUGUUCCCGAAACCCUCCACUGGGAGGAAGAACCCUCCAACGUCAGACUCCGCUGUCAGCCAGGAGGAAGAGAGCCCGGUUCCUGGCAGCAAGGCCCCUGUGGAAGCCUCGCCAGCACUUCCCGAGGAAACACUAGAAACUUCUGAGGCAAGCCAAAGCACUUUCGUUGCCGUGGAACAUUCCUAUGCCCUGCUGCUUGCAGAACAUUCAAAGAAACAUCUGCAACAGAGAGGAAUCCCAGGCCCGGCCUUCGCCAAGAAUGGCACCAAAGGCCCCGAGGCAGGGACCCCUGUGGGGAAAGUCAUGCCCUUCCGACAUCAGCAGAGCACCUCCCCGCUGCGGAAGCUGUCUGAGGACCCGCUACCCAAGUGCAGGAGCCAAGUGAUGUCCUCCGACCCGAGAGACUUCCAGUGCUCUCACACUGUGCUCAGCUGUGACGGCUCCGUCAAGGUCACGUUCCAAUGUGAGACAGAGUACGUAUUCGGCUUAGACAGCAAGUACACCAACCACCCGCUGGAGAAAACUGUAGUAAGAGCGCUGCAUGGGCCCUGGAACACUGACUUACCUGAUAAUGUGGAAGAAGUGAAGCUUUUACUUCAUAUGUGGGUGGCUCUGUUUUACAGCAGUCACAACAAGGUGAUGCGGUCAUCCCGAAAAGUAGUGGAGCACAGCAACCCCGCAAAAUACGUGUCUAUAAAUAGCACAUUAGAAUCGUUGGAAUUCAGCGAACUUGAGGAGGCCUCCAGCGUGCAGAGGUGUCCUGUGGACCCUCUGUUGGAGACUAACAAAUCUCCCAGAGGUCCUGCUGCCGACGUGUCCUUCCCAGACGCCGACUCCUUGCUUCCCUUCAUUAAACCACCACCCACGAGAGGCUUGGAGCUCUGGGUGCAGAACGAACAGAAAGAGAUUUUUGCAGGAGAGGGUCUUCCAGACACCCCAGAGAGCCAGAAUUUCAUCUAUUCCUGUAAUAAUGAGGUAAUUGGGGAAAAAGCCAAAGAAGAUUCAUCAGAUAACCUAGAGACUUCUGAUCUUGUGCUUUCUGGUAUUGGAAGUACCCAAACUAAUGGGCCUCCUAUUCCUGGGGAAGAUAAAGCCUUUGAGCCACCUGAUAGCACAAGAGUGACUUCUGAUGAUACUGUCACGCAAACCGCACUCACCAAGACUUACGAUGGGAUCAGCAGUCAGUCAGUGAUUUGUCAGAAUUCUGCAUACAGCACCCUGGAAAGCAAAGCUGAUAUUUUUCAUGCAACAGUGCAGGCAAAAACAGGUACCUUACAGGGCCAUGUCCAGCACAGAAGCCCCGUAAACCAAGAACGCCAGCCUUCAUUGGAGAGGAAGGAUGAUACAGAGUAUGUGAUGAUUAAUCUGGAACCAGUUACGUUCACUUUUGAAAAAAAUAACUAUGUACCAGUACAGACAGAAGUUGUAAAUAGAACCCACGAACCUAUGGCCUUUACUAUGGAGUCGAUUAAACAGGUACCACCUGCUACAAGUCUUAGACAUCCCGUGUCUGCAUUUGAAAAAGCACAAACACAAGGCCUUAGGGACGUUCCCUCUCUAGCAACGUCCAGACAAAAAGGCACUAAGCACCUGUGUGCCUCCUCCGUCGGUAGAGAGACACUUGCCGAAGAAGUGUGUUCGCUACAGAAAGAGAUUCCUGUUCCAGGUUCAUCGUCACCAUGUGAUAAUUCAGUGGUGGCGGAGGCAUUAUCGUUAGUUAAAAGUUCUAAUUUUUCGUUACCCAAAGAAGAAAUGAAACUCUCUCAAGAAUUUUUUCUGCAGACUCCAAGUCUCUUUGGCAUAUCUUCGGAAGAGGUCGUUGAGCCGUCGCAGGUUGAAGAGGUGGUCCUGGCACCAGCCUCUGCCACUUUGGAAAAAGGUUAUUCACAUGACUACAUGCCAUCAAUGGGUAAUACAGCCGAUAGCUCCUCAGGACUGACCGAUGACAAGAGUGGUCUCCAGAGUGAAAAUAGGAGUUUUGAGUCUUUGAAUUCAGCAUUUACCCAACCAACCAGACUCUCUCUGAAUAGAGAGGAGGCCAGCCUGGAGUUCUCAGAGGAGGAUUCCGACGUAGACCUCACGCUCACGGUAUCGCCACCAACCAGCCCCAGAGAAGUGCCGGCUGGCAGACUGGAGCUGCAGCAGGAGGCCUCGGCAUCAAAUGUAGAACUUCCUGACGUGACUGACGAAAUAAUCAAGCCAGAAGAGGUGACUCUCAUAGAAAACAGAAAAGCGAAUUCUGCUAACUGUACAUCCACGUAUCCUGCGGUGUCCGAGAAAUCAUUAGAAAACGAGAGAAAAGGUGAUAAUUUACAAACAGUCACCUUAAUACUUUCUAAAGAAACUUGUGCCCUUGAGAUUGCAGAGGAGGUUAAUGUCACCUCAGACUUUCCCUUCAGUUCUUUAAUUGAAGAAGUGUCACCAGCUUCUAGUCCUGACCCCCAAGUGCCAGUCGAAGGAACACAACUAUGUCAGGCUGUGUCUCUGUGUAGUUUAAAACUUGCUGAUACACACUGUGAGAAAAGUGACCGAUUCUCCCAGGUCGAGUCAGUAGAUUCGGCCAGCACGGAGAAAGAAGGCUCUUUUGUCAGUCCCACCUGUCCAGGGGAACGAGACAGCGUACCUGGAGUACGCGAGACGUGGCUUUCUGCUGGGCUGCCUCACCCAGGAAGAAAAGAUGGCUGUUUGAGCCUUCCUAGUAGAGCAACCGAGGAAGUUGUCCCGAGGGAGCAUGGCGAGGGUUCCUCUUUCUCAGAAAAGGUGCCGCCCUGUGAUACGGGCUUGAGCCAGCCUGCCUCAGCUGCCCAAUAUGGAGAUGACUUCAAGCUUUCUCUAGAAAAAUUGGUAACAUCAGGAAUUCCACUGCAGCCACUUAGCAUACAGAACAGGAAUUCAGACUUAAAUCAUCUGGUCUUGGAGACCUGGGAGUCUCCAUUUAGCCCUAGAAAGAUGAUUGAAAAUAAGUCUCUGGCUGACACAUUUGUUGCUACAGCUGCACCAAGUGCUAUAGCAAAUGUGUCACUGAAACAGGAGAUUGGCCCCAAAAGCAUCGAGAAGAAUCUCUUUAGCAGUGAUUUGAAGACGAAUGAAGGCAUUUACGUCCAAGCCAAGUCCUCGAGCUCCGGCUCCGUUGGCGGAGCUGACGCCACACAGACACGCAGGCACUCGGGGCUCCCCAGACUUGCCUUUCGUUCACAUGGCGCUGCUGCCUUCCCCCAUUGUUCAACAGCCACGAACGCAGAGACGGGCUUUCAAACUCAGGAAAUAGCCAUAGUCAGAAUGGCCAGUUUGCUUAAGAAUAGUGACACUGAGGCCAGGUUCCACGAAAAAGCCAUAGAUCUAGGAGGUGUUGAUUCUCAGUUGCACAUCACAUCUCCAGAAGACAAGCAAAAAACAAUCCAUGUGCUGCAAGACGGGUCAGUGUGUGAAACAAAAGAUGUGUUGAAGGCUGGGCUUUCCCCCACGUAUUUACAUGCUGAUUCUUACCAAGGUACAGCAGUCACCAGUGAAAAUAGCAGUAGAGAGCCUUGUGCUUCCUUUGUUCCCCAGUCUCACACCCCUCUUAUCUGUGGAGUCUCUGAAGAACAGACGGCAAAUAAGGGUCCUGGUGAGGGGCUCAGAGCCAAGGAAGACUCGGGGACCCUGAGCAGAGACAUGGACCUCGGUGUGAAUUCUGACAUCCAUUACGAGCCACUUUCUGGAGAGUCCGAUCAAGACUCUUGUGGUGGGUGUAGAAAUCCCCAAUCAGUGGUGGAGGGUUCCUGCUCUGUGCAAUGUAGUCAAACCAAGAAGGAAGAUGCUCCAAAAGAUGAUUAUGACUCUUUCCUGAGCCUAAAUAAUAGUGAUAAUGAAGAGUGGGGCUACUGCAAGCAGUCCUCAGGGUUGGAAACAGGCCUUCCUCCCAGACACUGGCUCUGUGGACUCAAGAAGGAAGACCGGUGUGUGCCAUCUUACGUCCAGAUCCGAGACCUCCGUGGCAUCCUCAGGACUUAUGCUAAUUUCACCAUAACUAAAGAGCUCAAAGAGACCACGAGAACUUUGCACAGCCUGAAGAGGUGCCCCGGUUUCAUGGCAAAACGUGGUUUGCUCAGCUCCUGGACAAAUACUUGGCAGGUGGCAGAUGACCUCACCCAGAACACUUUGGAUCUGGAGUAUCUGCGUUUUGCACAUAAGCUAAAACAGAUUGUAAAGAACGGAGAUUCUCGGCAUUCUGCCUCUUCUGCCAGUGUCUUUCCAAAGGAGCCCCCUCUCCAGAUCGCUGCAGGAGCUCCCCCUCUGACAAAACUAUCCGAGGCCCCGGCUCUGCGCCCUGCGUCCCGGAGCAGAAGUCCCCUCGUGGUAACAGUGGUUCUCUCGGACCCCAGACAGCAGAGUCUGCAUAGGAGAGGCCAGAUGCUCGGCGGUUCGGACAGUUCCUGCUUCUGGAAGGAGAGGUGUGGUCACGGUAGAAAUCAUCUUACAAACUCUGAAAGAAAUCACACCGUUUCAUUCCACCUCAACAAACUGAAAUACAACACGACUUUGAAAGAAUCCCGGAGUGAUAUUUCGCUUAUUCUCAACGAAUAUGCCGAAUUCAACAAGGUGAUGAUGAAUAGCAAUCCGGUCAUUUUCCCAGAGAAAGAGUCAAGUGCGGCUCCUGGAGAAGCCGCCUCUCCAGAGCUGUACUCCUCUCUCCCGCGGGCAGCCUCCUACGAGGACAUGAUCACAGACCUGUGCACCAGCUUGCACGUCAAACUGAAGAACGUGGUGAAAGAGGCCUGCAAGAGUCCCUUCCUGUUCUACCUCGUUGAGACCGAAGACCAGUCAUUCCUUGUGAGGACGAAGGCCCUUCUGAGGAAAGGAGGCCAUACAGAAAUGGAACCGCAGCAUUUCUGUCAAGCUUUUCCCAGAGAGAACGAUACACUGGUGGUCGUCAUCAGAAACGAAGACAUAGCAUCGCAUCUGCAUCAAAUUCCCUGUUUGCUGAGGCUGAAGCACUUCCCCGGUGUCGUGUUCGCUGGCGUGGACGGCCCUGAAGACGUCCCCGAGUGCACCUACCAGGAGCUCUUACACGCCGGAGGCUUUGUGGUCUCAGAUGACAAGAUCCUGGAAACUCUGACAUUAGUUCAGCUGAAGGACAUGGUCAAAACCCUGGAGAAGCUGAACGGAAACGGGAGAUGGAAGUGGCUGCUUCACCACAGGGAGAAUAAGCAGCUGAAGGAAGACAUCAGAGUGGAUUCGAUAGCACGUAAGAAGAACUUAAUACUGAGAUCCUAUCAGAGUGCGAAUCUCAUCGAACUGCUUCAUUACCACCAUUGUGACUCUCGAUCGCCAACAAAAGCAGAACAUUUGAAAUGUCUGCUCAACCUGCAAGUUCAGCACGUCCACGCCAGGUUCGCGGUCUUCCUGACAGAAAAGCCUACCAUCUCCAGAGAAGUCUUUGAAAACAGUGGCAUCCUUGUUACAGAUGUAAAUAACUUUAUUGAAAAUAUACAAAAAAUAGCAGCUCCGUUUAAGAGUAGCUAUUGGUAAGAACACUUUCCAGAACUCUCCCUCGUGAGCAGGACAGGACUGAUACGGACAUUCUGUCUGUGAGGAAACCGGUUGUUUGAAAACUCCGCUCUUUAGUAUACAUCAUGCUGUAAAUUUUAAAUCUGUGUUAGGGGUGGGAUUGCUGUUGGUUUGGCAUUAAAGUCAGAAUUUUUGAAGGAUCAUCUACUUCAGGGUCCCCCGUUUCAUCUGAAUGACUGAACACAUUUUCACUUGCGGUUCAUCUCGUUCCCAGGACGGAAGAUAACGUCCCUCUUAGCAUCCUAUUUACAAAACAUUUCUUAGUUAUUCUGUUUAUAAAGACGGAAUGACCAAUUUUGUGUUUAUGCAGGGGCCUGCGCUGCAGCUUGCCUAGAACACCAGUGGUGCCACCAACAAAUUAGUAUUUUCCGUUUACUUUGGAAACUUUUUAGAUACACGGAACAGCCUUCUCAUAUCUGAACAAUCAAUGUUCUGCGACAUAGGAGUGUUCUUCAUUUCUUCACACUCUGCUCUAAAAUCUUGGGACUUCACUCACAGUGGGACAGCAGCUGUCUACCAGCCUCGGGUUAUACUAUUAAAUAUCGUUUUAAAUUAUUUCAUUUUUACGGAGCGCCUUCAAAGCUAUUAAGCUCAACGUUAAAAAGAGUUUUAUAAACACGUUUACUUAGGUGUAGCAAAAAGAAGUCUAUUUUAACCAAUAGCUUUGUUUUUGCAUGUCAGUGUCGAAAAGGCGUAGGUAGUGCAUGUUACAGCCUGUUUGAAAGGUUUUGCCACCCUUGUAAAAGCUGUAAUCUUGGUUUUAUUUGCUGUUACUCUAGCAACACUACAGGAAGUUAAAUGGUACAAAUUUAUGAACUGUCAUUUUUCACUUAGAUUUUGUAAACAGCGCAUUACAAAGUCAACCCUCGGAGGAAGAAAAUCAUUUAUUUAUGGUAUUAGAAAUAAUUUCUAGGGUAAUCUUUAAACUCAAAACCAAGCAAAAAAGUUUGUAGAGAUACAUAGUAUCUGUUUGGAACAGAGGUUUUUCUAACCCAUUUGUUUCAUUUUUUAAUAAAGACAACUGAAAAUCA
Acinonyx jubatus (cheetah) is the source of this 18851-nucleotide messenger RNA. It is a transcript of the gene TASOR2, whose product is annotated as transcription activation suppressor family member 2. Lineage: Eukaryota; Metazoa; Chordata; Mammalia; Carnivora; Felidae. Bases 10492 to 17781 code for a protein of 2429 amino acids. The record is from RefSeq and is a predicted model, not a curated record. Gene Ontology annotation, biological process: negative regulation of gene expression, epigenetic. The transcript is spliced from 22 exons. Gene Ontology annotation, cellular component: nucleoplasm.